CUGAGAGAUGCGGAACGCCACGUUGAUGAAAGUCAAAACAAUGAUAUCCAGGAAUUCGAGCAUGAAGGCACUGGCGAAUCGUUAGAGCAGCAGAAGAAGCGAAAACGGAAGGAGAGUGCUGCUCUGGCCCAAAUCAAGCAGAGUAAGGAAUUCGCCCGGCGCAAAGCACGACGAACGGGCGAGCCAGAUGACGACGAUGACUUCAUAGCCCGGGAGAUGAUGUACGAAAGGUCACGCCCCAUGCCAGGCCAGCUUGACAAUUGCGAGCUAUGUGGCAAACGCUUCACUGUUACCCCAUACAGCAAGACGGGCCCAAACGACGGUCUUCUUUGUGUCAAGUGCUCAAAGGCACAAACCGACAGCGAGAAGAAAGCCAAGGUCAAGAAACGCGGGUCAAGAAUCGGUCGACGCCAAAAUCAGAGCAAUCUUCUCGAUGGACUUGCUGCGCAAGGUGUUUUGAGUUUGGCCGAGAUGUGCACGAAGAAAGUUGCAGAUACUAUCAAUGAUAUUGAAGAGUUUGGUGACUUGCCACCCCAGUUACUGCUUCGGUUGAGUCAGAUACUCUCCAAAAGGCGGGUAAUGACACCUCGGACUCUCAAUCUCUUCCUUCGCCCGGACUUCGACCGCAUUGAUAUAUUCGAUGCCGCUAAACUUGAAACACAGGACUUCGAGAAGAUAUUCGCAAUCAUGCCUCGCCUGGCUCAUGUCAACAUCCGCUUUGCGGGGCAAAUGAAAGAUCAAGUGGUGAAGUACAUUUUGAGCCGUGAUUUUCGAAUUAAAAGUCUACACCUUGAUGCUGCAAACUUGCUGUCUGACACCUUAUGGCGAGAGCUAUUCCAAAGUCUAGGUUUACAGCUAGAGAGCCUCAAGCUGUCUAACCUAGAUUGCUCUUUUGAUAACGAGACUGUGGAGGUGUUGGCCAGCUGCUGUACCGCACUUCGAUCUUUGAAGCUGAAACAUUGUUGGAAGCUAGGGAACCGUUCACUUCAAGCCAUAUCAAAACUGAAAAGCUUGGUGCAUUUAUCUUUACACUUCUAUCAGGAUGUAAAGAGUGAUACUCUCCUCAGAUCCAUAUCUCAGGUUGGGCCGAAUUUACAGACUUUGUCGUUAGAAGGCUUCGCGACUGCGGAUGACCAUCUACUUGACACGAUCCACGACAAUUGCAGGUCUUUAAACAAAUUGCGCUUCUCUGAUAAUAGCACAUGCACUGACAAGGGAUUUGUUCGUCUCUUCACGGACUGGCCGAAUCCUGCUCUGGAAGUAGUGGACCUUUCCUCCGUUCGUGAUAUCGAUAAUGCCAACCCAGACGGGCCCGCAGAAGCCACAGGCCUCGCAUCUCAAGGGUUUGUCACACUGAUGAACCAUUCGGGCGCCAUGAUCCGCAAGUUGAAUAUAUCAUCCUGUCGUCACAUCUCACAUGCUGCUUUCGCCGAGGUUUUUUCAGAUGGGCGCACAUAUCCCAAUCUGAGGGUGCUCGAUGUGUCGUUCCAUACGGUCAUGGAUGAUUACCUCGUUGGUCUCAUUCUGCAAUGUUGCCCGAAAAUCCAGAAGUUGAUUGCUUUUGCCUGCUUUAAUUUGCGAGGUGUCGUCAUUCCUUCUGGCGUUGCACUGAUAGGUGGCUUGAAGGCACAAGACUCCAUCGUUUUGGAAGGAACCCACCAAGCACAGUUGUCGGCAUUCGGUGUUUAG
Aspergillus saccharolyticus JOP 1030-1 is the source of this 1689-nucleotide messenger RNA. It is a transcript of the gene rad7, whose product is annotated as DNA repair protein Rad7, protein. The transcript has 3 exons. Gene Ontology annotation, cellular component: SCF ubiquitin ligase complex. Lineage: Eukaryota; Fungi; Ascomycota; Eurotiomycetes; Eurotiales; Aspergillaceae. Gene Ontology annotation, biological process: SCF-dependent proteasomal ubiquitin-dependent protein catabolic process. The annotation marks the transcript as partial. The record is from RefSeq and is a predicted model, not a curated record.